CAUCUCUAUAACCUUGAAAUGUCAUUCAUAGUUGGACCCGGUAUAUUAUUUCGCCUGCGUGUUGCGUACUGUUUAUUCGUCGUCUGACUGUAAAGUAAGUUUUUUAAAAUGGGUGGAAAAUGGUCAAGUAUGGAUCCGUCCAACAUCGAUGUCCCUGAAUUAAAAAAUUUGUUGGAACGGGAUCCUUAUUUGAAACCGUAUGAAGCGGAAAUACGGAAAAGGUACUUUUGAGAGUUAUUGCCAAUUAUAAAUGGCACUUGUUUAAAAACGUGCCCAUGUUGCUUUGAUUGAUUUAAGGUAUGCCGUAUUUAAGGACUACAAAGACAUGAUAGAAAAUGGAGACAAGACGAUAGAUGAUUUUUCAAAGAGCUACAGAGAUUUUGGUAUACAUAUCAAAGAAGACAAUAGCGUCGUGGCGAUGGAAUGGGCUCCAGGAGCACAAGAACUUUUUUUAACUGGGGAUUUUAAUAGUUGGAAUAAGAUGCAAACUCCGUAUAAGAAAUUAGAAUUUGGUAAAUGGGAAUUGAGAUUGGCUCCAAAUGCUGAUGGCAGUUGCCCGAUUCCACAUCUUUCGGAGGUUAAAAUUAUCGUUAAGACCAAUAACGGGGAGCUAUUGGAGCGAUUGAGUCCUUGGGCAACUUAUGUGACUCAGGCUAUAAACCGCUGUGAAGGAACAACUUAUAAACAACGUAUCUGGCACCCAGAACAGGUUUACAAACCCGUCCAUCCCAAGCCUAAGAAACCGGAAAGCCUUCGUAUCUAUGAAUGUCAUGUCGGCAUUGCAACACAGGAACUACAUGUUGGAACAUACUUAGAGUUUGCUAAAAAUAUUAUACCUAGAAUCGUUAAACAGGGUUAUAAUGCUAUACAGUUGAUGGCUAUUAUGGAACAUGCAUACUAUGCCAGUUUUGGAUACCAGGUCACUUCAUUCUAUGCUGCUUCAUCGCGAUAUGGUACCCCAGAGGAAUUGAAAGAACUCAUAGAUGUUGCCCAUAAGCACGGUCUUUUCGUUCUACUAGAUACCAUUCAUUCGCAUGCCUCAAAGAACACAUUGGACGGUUUGAAUAUGUUUGAUGGUACAGAUUCGUGCUUCUUUCAUUCGGGUAGCCGGGGUGAACAUCCUCUCUGGGACAGUCGUCUGUUUAACUAUGGAGAGUACGAAGUACUUCGAUUCCUAUUGUCCAACCUGCGCUGGUUUAUCGAGGAAUACGGCUUUGAUGGAUUCAGAUUUGAUGGGGUCACCUCAAUGCUGUACCAUUCUCGAGGAGUUGGUCAAGGUUUUAGUGGCCAUUACGAUGAAUACUAUGGUUUGAACGUCGAUGUAGAAGGCAUAGUAUAUUUAAUGCUAGUAAACGAUAUGCUGCACAAUUUAUAUCCCGAGAUGGUUACCAUCGCUGAGGAUGUCAGCGGCAUGCCAGGGGUUUGCAGGCCUGUAGUGGAAGGUGGCAUUGGGUUCGAUUAUCGUCUUGGAAUGGCCAUUCCCGAUAAGUGGAUUAAAUUGUUGAAGGAAAUAAAGGACGAGGACUGGAGCGUAGGUGACAUAUGCUGGUCCCUGACAAAUCGCAGAUGGAUGGAAAAGACGGUGGCUUAUUGCGAAUCACAUGAUCAGGCACUAGUGGGAGACAAAACAAUCGCCUUUUGGCUCAUGGAUAAAGAGAUGUACACACACAUGAGUACUCUUAGUCCACCUAGUCCAAUUAUCAGUCGUGGAAUUGCUCUGCAUAACAUGAUUAUGCUGAUCACGCACUCUCUGGGUGGAGAAGCUUAUCUUAAUUUUAUGGGAAACGAGUUCGGUCAUCCCGAAUGGCUGGACUUUCCACGAGUAGGUAACAAUGAUAGUUAUCAUUAUGCCAGACGCCAGUGGAAUUUGGUUGACGAUGAAUUAUUAAAAUAUAAAUUCAUGAAUAACUGGGAUCGAGCUGUGAAUUUUCUUGAAGAAAAAUACGGCUGGCUACAUUCUAACCCCGGUUACAUCAGUUGGAAACACGACACCGAUAAAGUUAUAGUAUUCGAUCGAGCUGGUCUUGUGUUCGCGUUUAAUUUUCACCCAGCAAAAUCAUUUCCUGAUUACCCGAUUGGUGUCAACGAACCUGGAAGUUACAAGGUCAUUUUAAACAGUGACCACAAGGAGUUUGGUGGAGAAGCACGAAUAGAUAAUAGCGUGGAACAUUUAUCAAUGCCCGAAUCGUUUGCUGAAAAACCACACAGAAUCCUUGCCUACAUACCCUGCCGUACCGCAAUUAUUUUUGUUAAAGUGUCCUGAAUCAUCGGUGCACCAUAAAUAAAAAUAGCAGGGCAUAGUACCGAUCAUACAAUGAAAAGUGAAAGGAAAUUAUUUUUGUAUCGGAUCUAUUUCAUAUCUAGUUUUAUAGAUCGUUAAAUUCUGGACUUAAUGAAUUUGAGAGUUUUUCUGAAAUAUUAGCGUUCAUACAGUAAUAACUAAAUUCAAGUACUGAUGUCAAUAACCAUGUGUAAAUAUGUUUGUUGUCACGACUACUGUUGGUAUUACUACAUUGAGACAUGUAGAAGUAAUGAUGUUCGCAAAUAUUUUUUUAAGGAUGUUAAAUAACCAGUCUGAUUUAAGAAACAGAAAAAUCCCUUGAUCUGGGUUAAAUUUGAACUCAAAUGUUAUUCUUUGUUUCAGUGGUAGAAAAGAAUCGUAUUUUUUUAUUGUAAAAAUCUCUCGUUUUAAUAUAUUUGAUUGAUAAGUUAAAAUUUAUCAUUUUUGUUCAAUCAUUAUUCGGCAAACGUAAUUUAAUAAAUUCUACCAUACA
Orussus abietinus is the source of this 2774-nucleotide messenger RNA. It is a transcript of the gene AGBE, whose product is annotated as 1,4-alpha-glucan-branching enzyme. Gene Ontology annotation, molecular function: hydrolase activity, hydrolyzing O-glycosyl compounds; 1,4-alpha-glucan branching enzyme activity; cation binding. The record is from RefSeq and is a predicted model, not a curated record. Gene Ontology annotation, cellular component: cytoplasm. NCBI's taxonomy places the organism in Eukaryota, Metazoa, Arthropoda, Insecta, Hymenoptera, Orussidae. Gene Ontology annotation, biological process: glycogen biosynthetic process. The transcript is spliced from 10 exons. Bases 326 to 2263 code for a protein of 645 amino acids.